This is a messenger RNA of Saitoella complicata NRRL Y-17804, 4040 nucleotides long. RefSeq lists its product as uncharacterized. The transcript is spliced from 2 exons. Gene Ontology annotation, biological process: glutathione metabolic process. Gene Ontology annotation, cellular component: cytosol. NCBI's taxonomy places the organism in Eukaryota, Fungi, Ascomycota, Saitoellomycetes, Saitoellales, Saitoellaceae. Bases 1 to 4023 code for a protein of 1340 amino acids. Gene Ontology annotation, molecular function: 5-oxoprolinase (ATP-hydrolyzing) activity. The record is from RefSeq and is a predicted model, not a curated record.
AUGUCGAUGAACUAUUUCAGCAAUCCGUGUCGGAUGCUAUCGAUAGUCGAUAAUGACUGCCAUGAUAUCGCGAGGGAGCACUCUGGAAUCAAGAUUGCAAUCGACCGCGGAGGCACAUUUACCGACGUCUGGGCGUCGUUACCUGGCAAAGGCGAUGUCAUCUUCAAGCUUUUGUCCGUUGAUCCCGACAAUUACCAAGACGCACCAAUCGAAGGUAUUCGUCGCGUUCUCUCGAUGCACCUCGGAGAUGAGUUGCCUCGAGGACAGCCUCUACCGAAAGAGCACCUUCACUCCAUCCGUAUGGGCACUACUGUCGCCACGAACGCUUUGCUCGAGCGCAAAGGUACCAGACAUGUUUUUCUUGUCAACAAGGGCCUGAGAGACCUUCUCAUCAUUGGCAACCAGUCGCGCCCACGUCUGUUCGACCUGAAUAUCGUCAAGCCAGAUGUUCUCUUCGAUGAAGUUGUCGAGAUCGAUGAACGUAUCACCGUUGAGGGAUUUGAUGAAGAUGUGGAUGGCACCACCAAAGACCCAGAAGAAAUCCCUGGUGAACUGGUCCGUGGUAUCAGCGGUGACAUGCUCAGGAUUCUCGAACCUCUAAAUGAAGACACUACUCGAGCAUCCUUGGAAAAGCUCCGGGCAGACGGCUUCACCACGCUCGCCGUAUGUCUCGCACACUCCUACAUCUACCCGUACCACGAGCAACGCAUCGCCGAGAUCGCAUCCGAGAUGGGAUUCUCGCAUAUAUCUCUCUCAUCCGCAGUCGGCGCGAACAUGAUUAAGAUGGUCCCUCGAGGAAGCUCGGCCUCCGCAGAUGCUUACCUCACCCCGGAAACCAAAAAAUACAUCGAAGGCUUCUGCAAAGGAUUUGAAGGAGGCAACUUGGACGGACUUCGGUGCGAAUUUAUGCAGAGUGAUGGAGGUCUUAUCGGGUACAAGGGCUUUGGUGGUCUUCGCGGUAUCCUCAGUGGACCAGCUGGCGGGGUGGUCGGCUACGCAAGAACCUCGUAUGAGGGCAAAACUCCUAUCGUCGGUUUCGAUAUGGGUGGAACGAGUACGGAUGUCAGCAGGUACGGAGGCGCAUUCGAGCACGUCUUCGAAACUACGACAGCCGGCGUCACCAUUCAGAGCCCCCAGCUGGACAUCAACACUGUCGCCGCUGGAGGAGGUAGUAUACUAUCUUGGCACAAUGGUCUCUUCAAGGUCGGUCCUGAGAGUGCAUCUGCUCAUCCAGGACCUGCUUCAUACCGUAAGGGUGGCCCAUUAACGGUCACCGACGCCAACCUUUUCCUCGGACGCCUCCUUCCCGAAUACUUCCCGAAGAUCUUUGGACCCAAUGAGGACCAGCCUCUGGACAGCGACAUCGUUACCAGGAAGUUCAACGAACUUACCAAGGUCAUCAGCGCCGACAUCGGCCGCGAAAUGACAUCCGAGGAGGUGGCAAACGGCUUCAUCGAAGUUGCCAACGAAGCGAUGUGCCGGCCUAUCAGGGCGUUGACCGAAGCUCGUGGUCAUGAGACUGCUGCGCAUAACCUGGGAGUUUUCGGCGGAGCCGGUGGUCAGCACGCUUGUGAGAUUGCCUGUAACCUCGGGAUCUCUCGAGUCAUCCUGCACAAGUACUCCUCUAUCUUGUCAGCGUAUGGUAUGGCACUCGCUGAGGUUGUGCAAGAAGCACAAGAACCAAGCAGCGAAGAGCUGAUUGCUGAUUCCAUGUCUCGAUUGCGCAACAGGCUGGCUGCUCUCAAGGAGACGGCAGCAAAGGAGCUCCUCGCUCAGGGUGUCUCAGAGGAGUCGAUGACAUUUGAAGCCUACCUUAACCUCCGUUAUCAGGGUACGGACACAGCUUUAAUGAUUCUCGAACCGGAGAGCGGAGAUUUCAAGGCUGCCUUCCUGGAGGAACAUCUCCGUGAAUUCGUGUUCGUCUUCCCGGACGACCGCAAGAUCCUUGUAGAUGACAUCCGUAUCAGAGGCAUUGGCAAGAGUGGCGAGAGUGCUAAGGACAACGAGUCUCUGGCGGCUGAGUUGGGCCACAUGCAGUUCGAUACAGUUGACGAGACUGCAUCGAAGGAGACCAGGAGUGUCUUCUUCAAAUCAAUCGGACGAUGUGACACUCCGGUAUACGUCCUCGACAACCUUCCACCGGGAUUGAAGAUCGAAGGACCUGCCAUGAUCAUCGACAAGACACAGACCAUCGUCGUAGUCCCGGGUGCAGAGGCACGUAUCAUCACCUCUCAUGUCAUCAUUGAUCUUGAGAUUUCAGCAACGAAGGUUGCUGCCUCGGCGACAACUGUUGACCCUGUUCAGUUGUCUGUCUUUGGUCAUAGGUUCAUGAGUAUCGCCGAGCAGAUGGGACGCACUCUGCAAAGAACCAGCUGUUCCCUCAACAUCAAGGAACGCCUUGACUUUUCUUGCGCUGUCUUUGGACCAGACGGUGGUCUUGUUGCGAACGCCCCUCAUGUCCCUGUCCAUCUCGGAAGUAUGAGUUAUGCCGUGAAGUACCAGCACGAACUUCUCAAGGGCAAGUUAUCUCCCGGAGACGUGCUUGUGUCCAAUCACCCUGAGUCCGGUGGCACGCAUUUGCCAGACAUCACGGUGAUCACCCCUGUCUUUGAGUCCACUGGCAAGGAGAUUGCGUUCUACGUCGCUUCUCGUGGCCAUCACACGGAUAUCGGUGGUCUUGGUGGAACGUCCAUGCCGCCCAACUCGACUCAGCUAUGGCAAGAGGGAGCAGCGAUUCGUUCAUUCAGGCUCAUCCACAAUGGCAAGUUUGAUGAGGUCGGUAUCGUCGAUAUCCUCCUUUCUCCUGGGAACUACGAAGGCUGUAAUGGCUCUCGCCGUAUCAACGACAACCUGUCAGACUUGAAGGCGCAAGUUGCUGCCAAUAACAAGGGAAUGGUACUCAUUCAGCGCUUGAUGGAGGAAUUUGGCCGUGAGGUCGUGCAGCUCUACAUGAACGCUAUCCAAGCGAACGCUGAGAUUGCUGUUCGUGAUUACUUGCUCAGGACGCGUGAGAAGUUCGGCUUCACCAUCCUUCAAGGCGAGGAUUACAUGGAUUCUGGAUCUAUUGCCAAGUUGGCUGUCAACAUUAAGCCUGAUGGCAGCGCGGUCUUCGACUUCACCGGUACGUCAUGCGAGAUGUACGGCAACAUGAACGCACCUCCCGCGAUUACCUAUUCAGCCAUCAUCUACUGUUUACGUCUCCUGAUCGGUACCGACAUUCCCCUCAACCAGGGAUGCUUGGCACCUAUUGAAGUCAUAUUACCCAAGGGCAGUUUCCUUAACCCCACCGCAGGCGCUGCUGUUUGUGCAGGAAACACUCAGACGUCUCAAAGAGUUUGCGAUCUCAUCCUGAAAACCUUCCAGGCUGCCGCAGCAUCUCAAGGCUGCAUGAAUUGUCUGGGUUUCUUCGGCGAGGGAGGCGUCGACAAGGACGGUAACAAGCUCAGCGGGCACGCCUACGCAUUCGGCGAGACCAUCGCCGGAGGAAGCGGGGCUGGUCCAGGUUGGCAUGGAGCGAGUGGUGUUCACACGCACAUGACAAACACACGCAUCUCCGAUCCCGAAUUGCUCGAGAAGAAGUAUCCUGUCCUUAUGCGUGAAUUCAGUAUCCGUAAGGACAGCGGAGGUCGUGGUCUGUUCAACGGCGGUGACGGUGUGAUCCGCGACUAUCAAUGUCGCGCUCCGUUGAAGUUCAGCGUCAUCACUGAGCGCCGCGUACACCGUCCCUAUGGCUUAAACGGAGGCGAGGAAGGGCAAUGUGGUGCCAAUUACUGGGUGACUAGCAAUGAGGAUGGGUCGGAGAGGUGGAUCAAUCUCGGUCCAAAGAACAUGGUGAGCAUGCAACCUGGUGACCGCUGUGUCAUUCACACACCUUCCGGAGGUGGAUGGGGUGCUGUGCCUAAAACAGGCGAAAACGGAGUGAACGGGGGAACUGCCAAUGGUGCGACGACGGCGAGGGAAACUUAUCCGAGGGCCAGUGGAAGUCUUGCAGCAUACACGACAACGCAAGCAGAGGCUGCUUAAGGGUGGAAUAUAGCGAU